AUGAGUGACAGAAGGGUUAUGGUUAGGGCAAGAGUACGUAACCGAAUAGGUAAAGGAUUUCUAAGUAAAGACAAAGCAUUUACAUUUUUACAAAGAAAAGAUGCUUCUCUGAGUCCCGCCCUCGUUGAAAUGGAAACCUGGCUACAGAAACACCCCUACAGAAUAUCACGAGGCACAGGACAUGACCUGCAACUUUCACGAUUGGUCGGAUACGUCCAUAAGAGGAAUCCCUUUGAUGGAAUUCUGCGGUUUUGUAGGUUGUUCGAAGGUGACUCGAGUACAUCGGAAGGCGACGUGAGGUUCCUGCGGCAGGAGGAAGGAGGGGCGUGUCCUCUCCUGGAAAGAAAAGAGUCCUCGUGUAAUCACGCCCAACGUCAGUCAGAAACUAUUAUUCAUUUUUAUCCCACAGUGUAUACGGGCUUGGUAUUAUGCGCCCUCGUGAGUCUGUCGGCGGGGCAGACGAGGAUCACCAACAACCGAGGGUUUGGGUACUCAGGAGGAUCCUCGGGCAGUUUCGGCGGCGGCUUAGUGUCUGGCGGCUUCGGUGGCGGAGGCUUCGGCAACGCAGGUUUCGGCUCUGGGGGCUUUGGAGGCCUUUCGGGAGGAUACGGAGGAGGUAGCAGCUCCUGCAGGUACUGGUGCCGGACGCCGCUUAAUCAAUACUACUGCUGCGGAAACAACGGCCAGAGCAGUAACUUAGUUGCAGUUCAUCGCGGGAGAUGCCCUCAAGUGCGACCAUACUGCCCGGGGACGCGCGACGGGCCUCCGAGACCCUGCAGUAAUGAUGGGGACUGCAGCUGGCUGGACAAGUGCUGCUAUGACAGCUGUUUGGGCCAACACGUGUGCAAGCCAGCGCAGAACUAUUAGUGGUUCACAUGAAUAAGGAUUCCUAAGAAUGGGGAUUACUUAGGCAUAAGAAGAGGCAAGACAAAAUGACGCA
This is a messenger RNA of Penaeus vannamei (Pacific white shrimp), 940 nucleotides long. The record is from RefSeq and is a predicted model, not a curated record. NCBI's taxonomy places the organism in Eukaryota, Metazoa, Arthropoda, Malacostraca, Decapoda, Penaeidae.